Molecule: messenger RNA, 1689 nt
Organism: Pecten maximus
Lineage: Eukaryota; Metazoa; Mollusca; Bivalvia; Pectinida; Pectinidae
Product: retinoic acid receptor RXR-alpha-B-like
Exons: 7
Coding region: 134-1528 (464 amino acids)
Biological process (GO): regulation of DNA-templated transcription; retinoic acid receptor signaling pathway
Cellular component (GO): nucleus
Molecular function (GO): nuclear receptor activity; zinc ion binding; sequence-specific DNA binding
Source: RefSeq, a predicted model, not a curated record
GACGUUGAUGUUAUUUACAAGAAAAGCGACAAUGGCUUCCCCGGUUGAUGUUGUCUAAAUCAUUUUUCGAAGUUAUAAGACGCAACAAUUUAGUUAUAUUUAUGGUUAAUAUCCUGCAUCAUCAAGUGUUGAUAUGGAACAGAACCAUGAUCCUAACCCUCUAAGUCCGGGACAUAUCGGUAUGGAGCAGAGUGUGGUCAACUCGAGUCUGCCGGAGACAACACACAUACAGAUAGAGCAGGCUCAGGUGGCUUCCAGUGGAUCCAACAACCCUAUAGCGCCUCGUAUGCAAAAUGUAGUGAUACACAUGGGUGAAUCUGGAGAUGGUCUGUUUUCACCCGACGGAAAUGUUGUCUUUUCAACUCAACAACAUUUGGAGACAACAAGUCCAAAUGGCCAGUCACCACCUCCAAUUUAUGUUUCAUCGCUCAAGCCGAUGAAUGACAAUAUAAUUCAGAUUGAGACUGUGACAGAUGUACAAGAUCAAUUAGACUCCUCCACCAAACAGAGUGGAAUGAUGAGUUGUCUUGUGUGUAAUGACAAGGGAUCAGGCUAUCAUUAUUCUGUAUUUUCUUGUGAGGGAUGUAAAGGAUUUUUCAAAAGGACCGUUCAGAAAAACUUAAUGUACACGUGUAAAGACGUUGGCAACUGUAAUAUUAACAAAUUCACAAGGAACAAUUGUCAGUACUGUAGGUUCAUGAAGUGUCAACAGAUGGGUAUGAAAAGAGAAGCUGUACGUGAGGAUAGAUCUCCUGGAGGGAAGCAUCGGCACAAACGUCCACGCCUUGAGGACAUGCAGUCAAUUUUUGGUACAGAUGGAGGACUCAGCAUAAUGUCGGAAACAGAUCGACGCUCAGAGAUUUACGAACAGACAAUAGAAGGCCUCAUCCAGGCGAAAGCCGACCUGAUGCCUCACUUUGAUGGUGCAACAGGUUUACAAAGUAUGGGGAUUAAUGAAAUGAUGCAGUUUGGUUAUGCUGAACUCAAAUUUAUAAUUGAUUGGGCAAAGAAAGUACCAGGUUUUCAGGAUUUUUGUAUUGAGGACCAAAUGGCUCUCCUCAAAUCGUCCUUCAUGGAGCUGAACAUUCUCCGACUUUCCUUCAGGUCUAUCGACUAUGAUGAAUCCAUUAAGUUUGCAGAUGGCUUCAUUCUGCCUACUGAGGUUGCCAAGGGGAUGGGAUUCGGGAAGGAGCUUGUGACGGCCAUCAGCGAAUUCAGUCGACGACUCAAGGAGAUGGAGAUGGACAUUGUGGAAUUCAACAUCAUGAAUGCCAUUGUCCUCACUUACCCAGAUGCUGCUGGUCUGAAAGAGAAGACUAGUAUCACCGUGUAUCAGACAAAGAUGCUGGACGUCUUGAGACACUACAUGACACAAAGUCAUCCCGACGACCCACGGCGAUAUGGCAAGAUGUUGUUACGGUUACCGUCACUAAGGACAGUCAGUGCCAAAGCUGCUGAGAGAUUCCUUUCUCUCACAUUAGACGGCUCAAUUCAGCUCAAUGACCUUGUUCUGGAAAUGAUAAAUUAGCUCAACGAAAAUCACAUUCUUUUGAAUCAAAUUCAUUUUCUCAAGCUGAUGACUUUAUUUCCUGAAGGAAGACAGCACAGGACUACAUAAAUCUGUAUAAGUUAUUAAUUCAGCAUACUGGUUAAAAAGUUUUGCUGAGGAAGUAAACCUUUGAAAGGGGA